CAGUGCUCUUGCAGCCGUUUGUCUCCCGUUCCUUGGAAGUUCGCUCUCUGCGAUCGUCUAUCCUUCCCCUCCCCCUCCUCAUCGUGGUUGGAGGGAGAUCCGCCUUCCCGACGCUGGCUUGGGCGUCGCUGGUCUUCCUCCUAUGUCCACGCACAAUAGGAUCCCCGGUUCACAGCACAAUAUUUGGGUUCUACAGUUUGGAAAGUAGAUUGCUUCCACGCACUUAUGGAUCUUAUGGAUCUAUACUGUCUUGGUGUUUGAUGGAUUCGAUUGAUUUAUCCUCAUUUUUCUACCUGCACCUGUCGCGAUGACUUGGACUGAAGUCCCUCAUGCUGAUGCCCGAUUCAGACCUCUUUUGUCUUUCCAAGUGGAGAUCCACUCGACUUGAUCGCAAUGGCUGACCCCACCGAUCUGAAUCUCGAUGCGCCGAGCGAUCUUCAGGACAUCCCGGAGAUGUCCAUGCAACUGAUUCCCCCUCCGGAAGGGACGUAUCCUGACAAGUAAGUUGCCUAGCUCGAUUUCUUGGCGUGCCUGCCAGCUCCAUUAAAUCAUAUCUGUAUUUAAGAUGUUUUUCUCCACGAAUUCAUAUGCUUCCACUGACCAUAACAUCAAGGGCAUCUCUACUGGCAGCAGUCCAGACACACGGCAAAGCACAUGGAUAUAAUGUCGUCGUCAAAUCUUCCAGUACCCCCACCGAAAAGAAACCGGGUCGCACGGCCAAAGUGUGGCUUCGAUGCGAUCGGGGUGGGCAUUAUCGUCCUCGGAACGGACUGACGGAAGAGACUCGAAAACGGCGGCGAACGUCCCGGCUGAUGGACUGCCCGUUCAUGCUAGUUGCAGCAGGAACUCCUGGCAUUUGGACGUUGACCGUCUUGAAUCCGACGCACAACCAUGGUCCGGUGAUUGAGAAGCCGCGGCAAGUUCCUCAUCACAAGGUCCGGAAGGGUCAGAUUGCCGCCGUACCUUAUGACUGGCCACAUGAUGCCACUUUAACGCCAUAUACGACCGCCUUGGUGAUUGUAGACAUGCAGAAGGAUUUCUGCUCGCCGGGUGGAUACCUGGAAUACCAGGGCUACGACAUCUCAGCAACCCAGGCACUAAUCGUCAAACUUCAGCAUCUUUUAUCAAUAUUCCGUGCGUCCGGGUUCCCGGUCUACCACACUCGCGAGGGCCACCGACCCGAUCUUUCCACGCUUUCCAGCAGAGAAGCCUACCGAUCACGAAACAAUGCUUCCGGACUGGGAAUCGGCUCGCCCGGCCCUCUCGGUCGUCUUCUCAUCCGGGGAGAGGUUGGCCACGAUACCGUCGACGAAUUGUAUCCGAUUCCCGGGGAACCGGUCAUCGACAAACCGGGACGGGGCGCAUUCGCGCACACCGACUUUGAACUUCUGCUGCGAAAUAAAGGCAUCAAGAAUCUAGUCAUUGUCGGCGUUAGUACGGACGUUUGUGUUUCCACUACCAUGCGAGAAGCGAACGACCGCGGCUUCGACUGUGUCGUUCUAGACGACGGCACGGCGGCCACCGAUCCCAGCCUGCACGUCAGCACGAUGGAGUCGGUGAAGAUGGAGGGCGGGAUCUUUGGCGCGGUGGCCAAGAUGGAAGAUGUGAUUACAGCCGUGGAAAACUUUAAAUCCGUCACUGUGAAGAAGCUGGCUCCGCAGAUGACUGUUUAGUGACCUAUCUUGUGAAUUGGAAUGAGCAUAUGGGACCCAUGAAGUUAUGGGCCGAGACGAGGCGAGACGAGAGAGGAAGCAUGACUUUGGCAUUGGACUUUAUUGAGCAGACAUAUCUUUUGUUUUUCUUCGAUUUCUUGUUUGAUCUGCACAUUCAGCGACUUGAAGGGAGUGAUUAGAGCAGCGUUCAUUUUAUACUUUUUGAAGCCGUCAUUUAAUUGUCUAGACAAUUAGCUAGUUAACGUUACUCAAGGACCUCGGACGCGACAAGACAUUACGAGAAUGAACGAAACGAUCUUUGUUUAUCAUGUUU
This is a messenger RNA of Aspergillus melleus, 1986 nucleotides long. Its product is annotated as cysteine hydrolase family protein. The transcript has 3 exons. Lineage: Eukaryota; Fungi; Ascomycota; Eurotiomycetes; Eurotiales; Aspergillaceae. The coding region runs from base 588 to 1673 and encodes 361 amino acids. The record is from RefSeq and is a predicted model, not a curated record.